AUGGAUUGUCUUCCAGAUGAUCUCCUUGUCCAAAUCUUAUAUUUACUUCCCACGAAAGAGGCUGUUUCAACCUCUGUUCUCUCCAAGAGAUGGAGGACUCUGUUUACUCGCAGUGAUAAUCUUGACUUUCACGAUCCCAUCUCCGGGCGCCCCGAAGAUAUCCUAAAGAGUUUCAAUGAUUUCGUGGACAGUUCAUUAGCUUUUCAAGGUGGUAAACAUAUAAAAAAGUUCUCACUUCAUACUAAAAUUAAAACAUUUGAAUAUCACGUACUUGACCGCUGGAUUUGUAAUGCCCUGGAACACGGUGUCUCUGAACUUCAUCUACACCUAAUGCAUGAAUCGUGGCCGUGGUUGUUUUCUAUCCCAUCUAAAGUUUUCAACAGCUCAACACUGGUUAAGCUGUCAUUGGGAUCGAGACUAUACUGCCCAAGUUUUCCUCCGGAUACAUCUCUCCCAGCACUAAAGGUUCUGCUCCUUGAUUCAAUCUUGUUUCGGGAUGAUCAAUUAUCUAAUGUGUUUCUCGCUGCAUGCCCUGCACUUGAGGACUUAACCAUACAUCACACGUAUCACCCAUGCGUCAUAUCCAGCAAAAGCAUUAAGAAACUUUCACUUAGCGUUAACAGUGGUUAUUAUGGUGCUGGUUAUAUUCUUACACUUGACACGCCAAGUGUUGUCGACCUCUACUACUCUGAUUCCCCUCGGCAUAACGCUCCACUUUUUCAUUUAGAUUCACUUGCGAAAGUUACAUUGGACCUUCAUUUCAUAGAAAAUAACAAUCGCGAGGUGCAAAAUGACGCUGAUGUGAAAAAUCUCAUUAGGGAGAUAUGCAACGUCAAGACCCUUCACUUGACUUGUUCUACAGUCGAGGUGAUUUCCGUAUACUGCAAAGGUGGACUACCAAUGUUCAACAACCUUGUUGAGUUAGUGUUUUCGAGUAAAAAGGAAGGUUGGAGAGUGCUUCUGCCUCUUCUGCUAGAGAAUUCUCCAAACCUUGAAACUCUGGUUCUCUCGGAUCUGCAUCGUUACACAUUUGGACGAAGACAUCGGUUUGUAGGGAUUCCAAUUCCCCCGAAUAACCAAAUAAAGGUACUGCGUAUCAUGCAGUACCAAGGAAGUGCAACUGUACUGAAACACAUUAGUCAUUUCUUACUGAAUAUGGAUUGUCUUGAAGUUAUGAAAGUCAACGUUGCAGCUGCAUUGGAUGACCCCAAAAAGAUGCAGCUCACAGAGGAUCUGUUAAAGCUUCCCACAGCUUCAUGCAAGCUCAAGAUUCAAGUCCUGUGA
Molecule: messenger RNA, 1284 nt
Organism: Arabidopsis thaliana (thale cress)
Lineage: Eukaryota; Viridiplantae; Streptophyta; Magnoliopsida; Brassicales; Brassicaceae
Product: F-box/RNI-like superfamily protein
Exons: 3
Coding region: 1-1284 (427 amino acids)
Source: RefSeq, marked reviewed